GCCGCCUCUUUCCGAAAGCCAGAGCAAAUGGUGGGAAGUCCAACAGGAUCCAAAUAAACAGGCAGCUAGCUUGUCCUGGGACCUCCACUAAGCAAAUGAAGCCUCCCUGUGCGCGCUGAGCCUGCGGUGCCCAACUUUCCGGGGAAGAUGGGAGGACGGGGCAACAAAGGGCGCAGCCGGCAUGCCUGGCAGUAAACGCGACAGCAGCUCUCCAGGCGGAAGAGCCCGGGACUGCACACCCACCUCCAGCACGCCGGGGCCCGCCGCCGAGAGCCGCGCACCCUACCCACCAAGCCACGAGCGGUUGUGCGAUCAGAUCGAUCUAAGAUGGCGACUGUGGAACCGGAAACCACCCCUACUCCUAAUCCCCCGCCUACAGAAGAAGAGAAAACAGAAUCUAAUCAGGAGGUUGCUAACCCAGAACACUAUAUUAAACAUCCUUUACAGAACAGAUGGGCACUCUGGUUUUUUAAAAAUGAUAAAAGCAAAACUUGGCAAGCAAACCUUCGGCUGAUCUCUAAGUUUGAUACUGUUGAAGACUUUUGGGCUCUGUACAACCACAUCCAGUUGUCUAGUAAUUUAAUGCCUGGCUGUGACUACUCACUUUUUAAGGAUGGUAUUGAGCCUAUGUGGGAAGAUGAGAAAAACAAACGAGGAGGACGAUGGCUAAUUACAUUGAACAAGCAGCAGAGACGUAGUGACCUGGAUCGCUUUUGGCUAGAGACACUGCUGUGCCUUAUUGGAGAAUCUUUUGAUGACUACAGUGAUGAUGUAUGUGGAGCUGUUGUUAAUGUUAGAGCUAAAGGUGAUAAGAUAGCAAUAUGGACUACUGAAUGUGAAAACAGAGAGGCUGUUACACAUAUAGGGAGGGUAUACAAGGAAAGGUUAGGACUUCCUCCAAAGAUAGUGAUUGGUUAUCAGUCCCAUGCAGACACAGCUACAAAGAGCGGCUCCACUACUAAAAAUAGGUUUGUUGUUUAAGAAGACACCUUCUGAGUAUUCUCAUAGGAGACUGCGUCAAGCAAUCGAGAUUUGGGAGCUGAACCAAAGCCUCUUCAAAAGCAGAGUGGACUGCAUUUAAAUUUGAUUUCCAUCUAAAUGUUGCUAAGAUAUAAGAGAAGUCUCAUUCACCUUUGUCUUGUACUUCUGUGUUCAUAUUUUUUUUUUUUUUUUGGCUAGAGUGUCCACUAUCCCAAUCAAAGAAUUAACAGUACACAUCAUCCCCAGAAUCCAUAAAUGUGUUCCUGGCCCACUCUGUAAUAGCUUAGUAGAAUUACCAUAUAAACACAUUUUGCCCAUCCACAAUAUUCAAAAAAGAACUUCCAUUUCUAUACCUUACAGGAAAAAAAUUCUGUUUAUGUUCCAUUGUAUGCAGGAGCAUAUUUUGCUGGUUUGAAAGAGUAUGAUGCAUACAGUUUUCUAGCAAUUUUCUUUGUUUCUUUUUACAGCAUUGUCUUUGCUGUACUCUUGCUGAUGGCUGCUAGAUUUUAAUUUAUUUGUUUCCCUACUUGAUAACAUUAGUGAUUCUGAUUUCAGUUUUUCAUUUGUUUUGCUUUUGUUUUUUUCCUCAUGUAACAUUGGUGAAGGAUCCAGGAAUAUGACACAAAGGUGGAAUAAACAUUAAUUUUGUGCAUUCUUUGGUAAUUUUUUUUGUUUUUUUGUAACUGCAAAGCUUUGGUACAAAUUUAUGCAUUUCAUUCAAAUCAGUGAUCUAUGUUUGUGUGAUUUCCUAAACAUAAUUGUGGAUUAUAAAAAAAAAUGUAACAUCAUAAUUACAUUCCUAAUUAGAAUUAGUAUGUCUGUUUUUGUAUCUUUAUGCUGUAUUUUAACACUUUGUAUUACUUAGGUUAUUUUGCUUUGGUUAAAAAAAUGGCUCAAGUAGAAAAGCGGUCCCAUUCAUAUUAAGACAGUGUACAAAACUGUAAAUAAAAUGUGUACAGUGAAUUGUCUUUUAGACAACUA
Molecule: messenger RNA, 1962 nt
Organism: Canis lupus familiaris (dog)
Lineage: Eukaryota; Metazoa; Chordata; Mammalia; Carnivora; Canidae
Gene: EIF4E
Product: eukaryotic translation initiation factor 4E
Exons: 8
Coding region: 328-981 (217 amino acids)
Biological process (GO): translational initiation
Cellular component (GO): eukaryotic translation initiation factor 4F complex; cytoplasm
Molecular function (GO): RNA 7-methylguanosine cap binding; translation initiation factor activity
Source: RefSeq, a predicted model, not a curated record